Molecule: messenger RNA, 2281 nt
Organism: Acaulospora colombiana
Lineage: Eukaryota; Fungi; Glomeromycota; Glomeromycetes; Diversisporales; Acaulosporaceae
Source: the annotation of a GenBank genome assembly
GGUCGAAAAAACAUUGGUUACAGGUUUGGUAUAUGAUUGGUUCGACGAUAUAUUUCCAAAUCAUCUAACGCGAAUUGGAACAAGUGACAACGAUGUUAAUUCGAGUUCCAUUCAAAGUAAUGUUGAACUCGAUGAGUACAAGAUUCUCAACCACAACAGUGGAAUUCUAAAAUUCGAGGGCUGCAUUUCUGCGGAACGGAAAACAUAUUCCAAAGUCACAAUUGAUGAAAUCCAGUUUCACGUCGGUGAUGCGGUCGAAGUGUAUUCCGAUGCUGAGGGAGAACGCUGGAUUUGUUACAUAACCGAAUUUCAGAAGAGCGAAGACUCUGGAACAUUUCGUUUACUUUGGUUAUAUACUCGUGAGCAAUCUGUUCUCGGUAAUUUAAAUCGAGAUUUUGGAUCAAGACAUGAAAAAGAAAUUUUUUUUACGACUCACUGUGAGUGCAAUUUCGUUCUGAUGGGAAUUAAUAAUAUAAGGCGCAAAGUGAAAGUCUAUUUCGACGAACCAGAAUAUUUGGAUCUAAGCGGUGAUCAUAUGUACUUCUGUCGAUAUUAUUAUCGACACACGGAAUGUGCCUUCUUGAGAUUUAAUAUGGAAAUGCUUGCAAAAAAAAAUGGAAAUUUUCCUUGUGGAUGUACAAAUCUCAAGAUGAGUGAUCUCGAAAACUUUAUGCGAUUAUAUGACGCGGGCGACUGUGUCUUAAUUAGUCCUCUCGAAGGUGACCCUCUGGAUUUAUAUACUGUAUGUAGUGUCGAAAGUAUUAAUUCCGAAAAGGGGACUAUCAAUUUAAGACGAUUUUAUAGAAUGAAUGAAGUCACCGAAAAGCCACGAGAUUCAAACAAAAUCCACGAAGUCUUAUACUCAGAUUACACUUUUGAAUUUAACGAUUUUCAAAAGAUAGUCCGGAAAUGUCAUGUGGAAUUCAUUGACAAAGAGUGUCCAUUACCGGUCAAUCUUCAGCACAAGGGUGCUGGAAAUCAAUUCUUUUUUUGGAGAAAAUAUUUUCGAGACUCGAGGGCGAUCUGCCCCAUAGUCGAUUCUGAAUGGUUCACUUCAAAGUUCCCUAGUUACUACAAAAAAACUGGACAUAUCGCUAGACUUGAUGGAUUGGAUCUGUUUUGCGGAGGUGGUUCAUUAGGUCGUGGGAUGGAAGAUGCCGGAAUUGUGCAUUGUCGAUGGGCAAUCGACAAGGAUGUAGCAGCCCUGAGGACAUAUCGUCAUAACGUGCAAGGAGGUCAUAUUAAUGUCAUUAAUGAGGACGUCAAUAAAAUUCUUGAAGGUGUGAUCCUUGGCACCGGUAAUAUUCAGGGUGCCCCGGAUAAAGGAGAGGUAGGCAUUAUUCUUGCGGGCCCGCCUUGCCAAGGAUUCAGUAUACUGAACAGGGAGAGAACUAACGUGAAAAGUGUGAAUAAUAACUCUAUGAUCGCAUCCGUCGCCUCUUUCAUAGAUUAUUACAAACCUCGUUACAUCUUGAUAGAGAAUGUUACGGAAAUUAUAAAACAUCAAGUAUUUGUGAGGCUAUUGGGAUUUUUACUCGAACUCAAAUAUCAAAUUAGAUUCAACAUCGUAUCCGCCGCUCAUGUGGGAUGCGCCCAGAAACGUUAUAGGGUAUUUUUGUGGGGAGCUCUUAUGGAUGAGGUAUUGCCUGAGAUGCCUCCAAUGACACAUAGUUACAAAGAUUGCAGUAAAUUCAGGGAACUUAAGACAUUUCAAAUGGGAGGCUUCAAGUAUGAGAAAACCUCUAGUUUCCCGAUGAUAUCGAUAAGAGACUUAAUUGGUGACCUUCCUCGUAUAGACACAGGAAUCUAUUGGCAUCCCGAGUAUCCGGAUCAUCAUACACUUGUCAGAAGCACGAGGUUAAGAGAAAUCCUUCGUAGGAUUCCUCCAUGCUCACAUUAUCACCUUGCUCGCGAACUAGGUUUGAUACCCGAUAUAUAUAUGCAUGAGGUGUACGAGAAAAAAAAAAUUAUAUUUCCCAAAGCUAAAUAUCUACAGAGGGUAGAUGGCGACGACAUAUUUUCGACUAUUGUUACCGGGAUGUCAGGUGAUGCUUGUUGUCCCAAAGCCGUCCAUUAUGAAGAACCCCGUAUGUUAUCUGUAAGAGAAGCAGCUAGGGCACAAGGAUUCUUGGACUCGGAUAUAAUUUGCGGUACCCUGAGGGAUCAAUACCGCAUAAUAGGAAAUUCCGUACCUAGAAAUAUUGCUUUUACCCUCGGAGUACAACUCGUUCGCGCACUGACAGAUCCUCGACACAAUGCAAAUCUAUUAAUGACCGACUAG